AUGAUAAGAGGAGCAAGGAGGAUACUCAAAACACAAACCAAGGAGGACAUGGAAGAGGUUGAGAGGGUGAGGGAAGAAAGGAGAACCAAAAGAAGGAAUGAUCCUUCAGCAGUGAGAGCGAAGCAAGGAGAGUUUGAAAUUGGAGUGAACAUCCCACAUGAGGAGAAUGAUGACUCCCAAGUGAAGAAGAGGGUGAAGAGAUCAAUCAAGAGAUUGAGGAGAGUGAGCAUGAGGGCAAUGAGAAUGUGCCCAUGGAAGAGGAGGAGUCAAGGAAGAAGAGGAUGA
Microthlaspi erraticum is the source of this 285-nucleotide messenger RNA. NCBI's taxonomy places the organism in Eukaryota, Viridiplantae, Streptophyta, Magnoliopsida, Brassicales, Brassicaceae. The record is from the annotation of a GenBank genome assembly.